AGCAGAGGACGCCCCCGAGAAGAGCGUCCACCACUACUACGAAAGAGGACGCUGUGGACAAAGGUGAAACACUUCUUCAACCCUCACACGCCACUGUCGGAGAUGAUGGGCCCUGCCGACGGCUCCGGCGAACACAAGGGUCACACGCACACGCAUGCGAGCGACGAGGAGACGUUGAAGCUCUACGACCCGAAGAACUUGGCCGAUGAAGGCGUCAAGAUCACCUGGGUCGGCUUCGGCGUCAACUGCGGAAUGGCAAUCACCAAGUUCAUUGGCGGGUUCUACUUCCACUCGCAGGCGUUGAUUGCCGACGCCAUCCACGCGGUCGGCGACUUGAUAUCUGACGUGUUGACGCUUUCGACGGUCCGCUUCACCCACAAGAAGGCGGACGCGUUGUACCCCUUCGGCUACGGUAAGAUCGAGACAUUUGGCUCGUUUAUGGUUUCGUUCAUCCUCUUGUACGCGGGCUUCCAGAUUGGAUGGAGCUCGUUCUACGAGAUCGUGGCGCCAAUCAUCCCGAACGCGCUGCACGACUUGAUGUCGCUGAUUCCGAUCCACUCCCACAGCCACGGUGCCACAGAGCUCAUGGCCCACGACCAUGACCACGGGGACUCGCAGGUCGCCAACAUUAACGCGGCCUGGCUUGCGCUUGGUUCGAUUGCCGUCAAGGAGUGGCUUUUCAGAGUGACGCGUAAGGUUGGCGAGAGACUCAACUCGAAGGUCUUGAUUGCCAACGCAUGGCACCAUCGGGUGGACUCCUUGACUUCUGUCGUUGCGGUAGCCACCAUCUCCACGGGCUACUUUUUGAACAUCUACUGGCUGGACUCGAUCGGAGGGUUGAUUGUCGCCAUGUUGAUCAUGAAGGUGGGUGUCUCCGGCGUUGUGCAGUCGUUCAAGGAGUUGAUCGACAAAGCGCUGCCCGCCGGAGACGCCAGAUACACCAAGAUCGAGGACUCGAUCAACGUGAUCUUGAUGAAGAAGGACAGCCACGUGCUCAUUAGAGAGUUGAGCAUCCUACCAUCUGGAACAAACCUCAACCUGGUGCUCAAGCUCGGAGUGUCUCCCUUCGACAGAGACUACGAGAACAAGUUGACUCUCGAGCAGAUGGGAUCCAUUGGCGAAUACCUGAAGGCCGAGCUGGCCAAUGAGUUCCACAACAUCAAGCAUGUCUCUGUCCAGUUU
Messenger RNA from Pichia membranifaciens NRRL Y-2026, 1182 nucleotides. RefSeq lists its product as hypothetical. Gene Ontology annotation, biological process: transmembrane transport; monoatomic cation transport. Gene Ontology annotation, cellular component: membrane. NCBI's taxonomy places the organism in Eukaryota, Fungi, Ascomycota, Pichiomycetes, Pichiales, Pichiaceae. The transcript is spliced from 2 exons. The annotation marks the transcript as partial. The record is from RefSeq and is a predicted model, not a curated record. Gene Ontology annotation, molecular function: monoatomic cation transmembrane transporter activity.